Messenger RNA from Chaetomium globosum CBS 148.51, 1125 nucleotides. RefSeq lists its product as uncharacterized. NCBI's taxonomy places the organism in Eukaryota, Fungi, Ascomycota, Sordariomycetes, Sordariales, Chaetomiaceae. Bases 1 to 1125 code for a protein of 374 amino acids. The record is from RefSeq and is a predicted model, not a curated record. The transcript has a single exon. Gene Ontology annotation, cellular component: nucleolus; small-subunit processome. Gene Ontology annotation, biological process: maturation of SSU-rRNA from tricistronic rRNA transcript (SSU-rRNA, 5.8S rRNA, LSU-rRNA).
AUGGCGGCGCCAGCAACUCUACCAGCCUUGCUGGACUCCCUUACCAAGUCUAUCACCACCACCCUCGAGGUAGCACCGAAACUUGCCGGCGCCGAGCUUCCCAAAGACGGCAUCUCACUUCUUGACGUCAAGAACGAACUCUUGCUCGCAUACCUACAGAACCUCGUCUUCCUCAUCCUCCUCAAACUACGCCAGGCAAGAAAUGGAGACUCGAGCAAUGACGCGGGAGAUCAAAAUCUCGACGACCUCGUCGUCUCGAAACUCGUGGAACUAAGACUCUACCUCGAGAAGGGAGCGCGGCCUUUGGAAGACAAACUUCGGUUUCAAAUCGACAAGGUACUUCGCGCGGCUGACGAUGCGGAACGAAAUGCCAAGGCUGCCGAGGAAGCAGCAAAGUCCGAUGGACACGGGUCCGAGUCUGAGUCCGGCAGCGAGGAAGGCGAGUCCGACGAAGAGGAGGACGACCAAGGUGCUGUGGAUGGGCGGAAGAUUGCGGACCUCCAGCAUCGCCCCAACCUCGGUGGGUUCCAGCGCCCGGCAGCCGCGGUAUAUUCUGGCAAAGAGACGGACGCGUCUGGUGUGUACCGGCCGCCUAAGAUUGCGCCAGUGGUUAUGCCAACCACGGAACGGCGCGAGAAGGCUGAGCGCAGGGUGGGCAAAUCUGCCACGCUUGACGAGUUUAUUGUGGAUGAAAUGUCGACCGCGCCAAUUGCCGAGCCCAGUAUCGGCACCACGAUUGUGAACUUUGGCCGCAAGGUCAAGACGGCCUCGGAGCGUCGCAAGGAAGACGAGCGCCGCGAGUUCGAAGAAACGAACUUUGUCCGUCUACCGAAGGAGAGCAAGAAGGAUCGCGCGAAGAGGGCCAAGCAGGAGGGUGGCAGUCGGCGGAUGAACUUUGGCGGCGAGGAAUGGCGGGACCUCAGCGAGGGUGUGGACCGCAUCAGCCGGUUGACCCAGGGCAAGCGCACGGGAGGCGGCACCAAGGCUUUGUUGGAGAAGAGCCGCAAGCGAGGGAUAGACACUACGGACGGACCCCGUGGAAACGGGGCAAAUAUGGGCGAGAGAUAUCAAAAGCGGCUCAAGGUUGUGGAGAGUGGGCGUGGCACAAGAGGCAAGGGUCGUUAA